This is a messenger RNA of Camellia sinensis, 1085 nucleotides long. RefSeq names its product short chain aldehyde dehydrogenase 1-like. Gene Ontology annotation, molecular function: oxidoreductase activity, acting on the CH-OH group of donors, NAD or NADP as acceptor. Lineage: Eukaryota; Viridiplantae; Streptophyta; Magnoliopsida; Ericales; Theaceae. The record is from RefSeq and is a predicted model, not a curated record.
GUAAUUUAUUAUUCUAUAUAUACAAGGUUACCAUCCCAAGAAGGCCCUCAUUCAUCAGACAAUAACCACCACCUGAAGAUGAUGAAAGGCGGCUCUGCCCAAAGGCUACAAGGUAAGGUUGCCGUAAUUACUGGUGGAGCUAGCGGCAUUGGCGAGACUACUACAAGGCUUUUUGUAAGACAUGGUGCAAAAGUGAUUGUUGCCGAUGUCCAAGAUGACCUUGGGCACUCCCUUUGUGCAGACAUUAACUCACAGGAAUCGGUUUCCUUCGUUCAUUGUGAUGUUACCAAUGAAUCCGACAUCCAAAAUGCUGUAGACAUCGCUAUCACGAAGCAUGGCAAGCUUGACAUAAUGUUCAACAAUGCUGGUGCUAGCAUUCCUGGAAAAUGUGAUAUGAGAAUCAUUGAAGCGGAUGGUGAAGAUUUCAAGAGGGUGUUCGAUGUGAAUGUCUUUGGCGCUUUCUUGGGAGCCAAACACGCUGCUCGGGUUAUGAUUCCGGCCAAGAAAGGCACCAUUUUGUUCACUUCAAGCAUAUCUUCUGUGAUUUCUGGUUGUUUGGCGGCACAUGCCUACACGGCUUCAAAACAUGCCAUUGUAGGCCUUACUAAGAACUUGUGUGUCGAGUUGGGCCAGUAUGGGAUUAGAGUCAAUUGCAUCUCUCCUUUUGCUGUGGCCACUCCAAUGAUGUUAAACAAUAUGGCAUGUGGAUGGGAGAAGCAGAAGGCAGAGGCGGUGUUUUCCGAGACAGCGAAUUUAAAGGAGGCGAUGCUCGAGAGUGAAGAUGUGGCAGAGGCAGCGUUGUACCUUGCAAGUGAUGAAUCCAAAUAUGUGAGCGGUUUGAACCUUGUGGUCGAUGGGGGAUACUGCACAACCAAUCCAACUUUUGGAGAGGCCAUGAAGAAAUUAUCAUCUUGAACCACUAUUGCAUCAAAAUGCAUAAUAAAUGAACUCCUAUUUGUGCUUUUUGUUUUCCUAAAACGAAUGAUUUUGUAACUCAAUUAUGAUUAUCAAGAUCAAAUGAUAGAGUGGCAUGGCAUUUUACCCAAUUGACUGAUCAAUGAUAUUAAAAUUGUGAUUUAAUUUUA